CUUGCUGCCUUCACCAGCCAUUGAAACACUCAGAAACCUGCAAUCCAUGCGCUGAUUGUUCCAAAAUCUGUGUGCACCUGGGAAGUCAUUGCUUGAGAGGGAAGCCAACCCAAAGGCCUGUGGAAAAGGAGUGACGCCCACCUAACCACGGUAGUCCAGCAAAUACACUGCAGAAGAAGAGGCGGUGGAGGAAACUAUGUCGAAUGUUAUCUUGGAGGGUAUCUUUCUGAAACGCUCUCAGCAGAAGAAAAAGACUUCCCCUCUCAACUUUAAGAAGCGCCUCUUUCUGCUGACAGAGAGCAAACUCUCCUACUAUGAGUAUGACUUUGAGCGUGGGCGACGAGGAAGUAAGAAGGGGUCGGUGGACAUAGAGAAAAUCACCUGCGUGGAGACUGUGGUUCCAGAGACCAACCCCCCUCCAGAGCGACGGGUCCCACAAAAAGGAGAGGAUUUAAAUGAGACAGAACAGAUCUCCAUCAUAGAGCGGUUCCCGUAUCCUUUCCAGGUGUUGUAUGAUGAAGGACCCCUCUAUGUCUUCUCACCAACAGAGGAUUUACGGAGCCGCUGGAUUCACCAGCUGAAGAAAGUGAUCCGCUACAACAGCAACCUGGUGCAGAAAUACCACCCUUGCUUCUGGACUGAUGGCGUAUACCUCUGUUGCUCCCAGACAGCCAAACUAGCCAUGGGCUGCAAAAUUGUGGAGAGCCGAUCUGGAAGUUUCAGAAAUGUCCGUUCUCACCACAAAGUAGAGAAGCCUCUACCACCUACUCCAGAGGAGGACCAGAUGAUGAAAAAGCCAUUACCCCCUGAGCCGACAGCCAGCUCGUCAUCCAAGAUGAAGAAGGUUGUGGCGCUCUAUGACUACACCCCAAUGAAUGAACAGGACUUGCAGCUGCAGAAAGGUGAAGAGUACAUUAUAUUGGAGGAGAGCAACGAACUGUGGUGGAGAGCCCAGAGCCAGAAUGGGGCAGAAGGUUAUAUUCCUAGCAAUUAUGUCACCGAAACAAGAGACUCCCUGGAGAUGUUCGAGUGGUAUUUGAAAAACAUAACCCGAAGGCAGGCAGAGCAGUUCCUGAAGCAAGAGGGCAAAGACGGAGGUUUCAUUGUCCGGGAUUGCACUAGAAAGACUGGGAAAUACACUGUCUCUGUUUUUGCCAAGUCAGCAGGGGAACCCCAGGGCAUGAUCCGCCAUUAUGUUGUGUGCUCCACGCCCCAGAACCAGUAUUUCCUGGCAGAGAAGCACCUCUUCAACACCAUCCCAGAGCUCAUUAACUAUCAUCAACACAACUCGGCUGGACUUAUUUCCAGACUGAAGUAUGCUGUUUCAUCCAAACAAAAAAUGGCGCCUUCCACAGCAGGACUUGGAUAUGGUGCAUGGGAGAUUGAGCCGAAGGACCUGACGUUCCUGAAGGAGCUGGGAGUGGGGCAGUUCGGAGUGGUGAAGCACGGGAAAUGGAAAGGCCAGUAUGACGUGGCGAUCAAGAUGAUCAAGGAAGGCUCCAUGUCGGAGGAUGCAUUCAUAGAUGAGGCCAAAGUCAUGAUGAACCUUUCUCACGAGAAGCUAGUACAGUUGUUUGGGGUCUGCACCAAGGAACGACCCAUCUUGAUUGUAACGGAGUACUUGGCCUUAGGUUGCCUCUUGACCUACCUGCGGGACACUCGUCGAUCUUUCCAGAGUACUGAGCUUCUAGAGAUGUGCAAGGAUGUCUGUGAGGCCAUGGAGUACCUGGAAUCCAAGCAGUUCCUGCACAGAGACCUGGCUGCUCGCAACUGUUUGGUCCACAAACAAGGCACCAUCAAAGUAUCUGAUUUUGGACUCUCCAGGUACGUCUUGGAUGAUGACUACAUAAGCUCCAUGGGGUCCAAGUUUCCAGUCCGGUGGUCACCUCCAGAGGUUCUUCUGUACAGCAAGUUCAGCAGCAAAUCAGAUAUCUGGGCUUUUGGUGUUCUAAUGUGGGAAGUUUACACACUGGGGAAGAUGCCCUAUGAGAGGUUUAACAACAGUGAAACAACGGAGCAUGUGACCAAAGGACUACGUCUCUAUCGCCCCCAGCUGGCUUCUGAUAGAGUCUACUCCAUCAUGUACAGCUGCUGGCAUGAGAAAGCUGAGGAGCGCCCGACCUUCCAAGCCCUCCUGGGAAACAUUUUGGAUUUAGCAAAUGAAGACCCUUGAACAGCCUCCAGCAUCCAACUGGUAGUGCAUUACUAUUUGACUGAGGCUGUCUUUAUGUUUCCUGAAGAAUUCCUAUACAGACACUGGAUGGAUGUAUCUGCAGGAGCCCAUCAUGCCCCUCACCCCAGAGGCAGAAGUUAACUGGAGCUGUCAAACAAUACAGAUUCUAUUUUUUGCCUUCGUGUAAUAAUUGGAUUGUUUCUGAAGUCACUGAAUGCUAGAGGACAGAUCAAUUAUGAUGACAAAUGCUGGUUGGGACCCCUCUUUGGCGGAGGCAAAUUCCUUUCAACCCAGUGUCAGAAUACAUGGAUAUAAUUUUAAAUGGUAUGGUGAAUGGACAUAUCUUCUCAAGGAUGCAAACUUUUUAAAAAUUUGCUGUGCAGUGCUGGAAUAACAAUGACAAGAAAGAUGCAGAAAUGAAAGAUGUUUCAUAAAAAGGAAUGAUAGCUGACCAUCUUAAUUAUGUUUUCUGGAUCACUUCUGCAAGAAUCCAAGACAGUGUUCUGAUUGACAGCAUAACUGCAUUCAUCUGAUUUAUGCCCCUGUUUUUAUUUUUCAGACAUUUGCCAUUCACAUGUACUUUGUCUUGCUCAGAAACUGCAGGUUUCUGUUUUUAACUUGUAUUAAUAUUAUAUAUAUUGGAUUA
Eublepharis macularius is the source of this 2819-nucleotide messenger RNA. It is a transcript of the gene BTK, whose product is annotated as Bruton tyrosine kinase. Bases 197 to 2173 code for a protein of 658 amino acids. Lineage: Eukaryota; Metazoa; Chordata; Lepidosauria; Squamata; Eublepharidae. Gene Ontology annotation, biological process: intracellular signal transduction; T cell receptor signaling pathway; adaptive immune response. The transcript has 19 exons. Gene Ontology annotation, molecular function: non-membrane spanning protein tyrosine kinase activity; protein binding; ATP binding. The record is from RefSeq and is a predicted model, not a curated record.